CUUAAAUCACAUUUCUUGGUGCCAUUUAUCCCAUCUCGCUCAAAAUCAAUGGCGCUAAAAUUGGCCAUUCCUUUCCCAAUCUCCGCGCCACCACCGAACCCGUCGCACCACCGCCCGCCCACGGAGGUCCGGUUCUCGCGCUGGUACAACGCCAACGCCGAGAAAUUCGAAGCUCGCCGACGGGCCCAGAAGGAAAUCGAGGACGACAUCCGCCGUGUGCGCCGCUUCGACUCCGCCUCCCGAAUCGCCAACAUUCCCGAAACUGCCACUACCUCCUCCCUAAACGAAACCGAAACAUUCAAGUCCAUAGGCACGCCCUCCUCUCCAUCUUCACCUUCAAUCCCUGGCAAAAAAUCCAAGUACUCCAAAAACCCUAACUAUAAUAACAAUUCCCACCCCGCCUUUAAGCUAACCCCCAAAACAAUCAAAAUCCCCAGCGAGCCCCAACCGGUGGCUCGGGACGCCAAUAUCACCAUUGGCGAAGACGGCGUUUCGUACGUCAUAGACGGGGCUCCGUUCGAGUUCAAGUACAGCUACACUGAGACCCCGAAGGCGAAACCGGUGAAGCUGCGGGAGCGGCCGUUCGUGCCGUUCGGGCCCACCACUAUGCCGAGGCCGUGGACCGGGCGGGCCCCGCUUCCGCCGAGCAAGAAGCCGCUCAGGGAGUUCGACUCCUUCCGGCUGCCGCCGCCGAAUAAGAAGGGUGUCAAGCCAGUCCAGGCGCCCGGGCCGUUCCUGGCCGGGGCGGGUCCGUGCCAUGCGGCGUCGAGGGAGGAGAUACUGGGCGAGCCGUUGACGAAGGAGGAGAUUGGGGCCUUGGUCAAUGGGUGUAUGAAAUCCAACCGGCAAUUGAAUAUGGGGAGAGAUGGUUUGACACACAACAUGUUGGAUAACAUACAUGCUCUCUGGAAGCGGCGGAGAGUGUGCAAGAUAAAAUGCAAGGGUGUGUGUACGGUCGACAUGGACAAUGUGCGCCAGCAACUAGAGGAACGAACUGGGGGGAAGAUUAUUUAUGGUAAAGGUGGGGUGCUAUUUCUAUUCCGAGGAAGAAAUUAUAACUAUAGAACUCAUCCCCGAUUUCCUCUCAUGCUGUGGAAACCCAUUCCCCCUGUAUAUCCAAGGUUGAUUCGGCAGGUUCCUGAGGGUCUAACACAGGAAGAAGCGACUGAAAUGCGCAAUAAGGGACAGAAACUUAUACCGAUAUGCAAGAUAGGAAAAAAUGGUGUGUACUGUGACCUAGUAAAAAAUGUCAGAGAGGCAUUUGAAGAGUGUGAACUGGUGCGAAUAAAUUGUGAAGGGGUGAAUGGGAGCGACUACCGAAGAAUUGGUGCUAAACUUAAGGAUCUUGUCCCGUGUGUGCUUAUCUCAUUCGCAUAUGAGCACAUACUUAUGUGGAGAGGACAGAAUUGGAAGUCUUCCAUCCCAAAACUAGAUACUGAUGAUGGUGAGGAAGCCAAGAAAUCCAGUGUUCAUGAUGCACUGCCCUUUGAAGGCCAAGAAGUAUCAGCAUCAUUUGCGCCAAUGAUCUCAGUUCAGGCUGCAAGUCCUGAAACACUUAGUAUUGGCAUGUCCCCUAUGGGUUCUGUGGAUGUGGGUGUAGAGGGAGGUGAGGACCUAUCCUCAAUAGAAAAUGUUAAGCUAUCUGUAGGUGCUGUGAGCCAAGAAUGCAGAAGCGAUGAUGCCGUAUUGGAUAAUACAAGCUGCACACAUGAAGGACUUCAGACAACCACAAUGGGAUCUGACAUCAAUGCAGGAACAGUUGGGAGCGCUGGAAGUAGGAUGGAAGUGGUUCAAGAUCUCAAUGAGAGAGCAAGGCUGAGUGCACCUUGCACAGAGGGAGUUCUCCUACUUAGGAAGCAAGCCGUUGACAAUGGGAGUGCAAUUAUUUUAGAUGAUGAGUCUUUGGAUGGCGACAUUAUUUAUCAAAGGGCAGUUGCCUUUGCCAAGUAUGCCCCACCUGGUCCCGUUUUUAGGCAUCGACCUAGAAAGGUAGCGGUUCAAAAGCCGGAGGAGCAAGAAAAAACCAAGGAUUUGAAAGAGAUGGAUGACACAAGAGUUCCCUCAGAAAGAAGUGAGAAGACUGCUAAUGUUAAAAGACGGAAAGAUUUUGAUGUACUUAAUCAAGAUGUAGUGACGCAAGGAAGCUUGAGAGUGGAUGAACUUGCUAAACUAUUAGCAUAAUGCAAUGUAAAUUAUUUUUGUCUUACACAAUACUUUGUU
Messenger RNA from Corylus avellana, 2220 nucleotides. It is a transcript of the gene CAF1, whose product is annotated as RNA-binding CRS1 / YhbY (CRM) domain-containing protein. The record is from RefSeq and is a predicted model, not a curated record. NCBI's taxonomy places the organism in Eukaryota, Viridiplantae, Streptophyta, Magnoliopsida, Fagales, Betulaceae. Gene Ontology annotation, biological process: Group II intron splicing. Gene Ontology annotation, molecular function: RNA binding.